CUGAUGGCAAUGGCCUAUGAUAGAAAGGAAAUUGAAUUUCUGAAGUAUGUUCUAAUGAAUCGUACUUUUUCUAUGCAAUGCGAUGUCAUCAGCACCAAAAAACUAAAAAAAUAUGUUCCAUAUUCAUUUUUUAGUAAAAUUAUCGUAAUAUUUAUAUUUACAGAAAUAAAAAGUGAUCAUUGAAUUUUAGACAUGAAUAUAGACGCUCAUCACUUGCUUCGCGCUUGGCGGCCAUGUCUGAAGCUCGGUUGUUCUUUAGCGAGUUCGUGUUGUGCUAUUCACGGUUUUAAUAAAAGGACUGUGUUUAUUGUUGGUCUCAUACAAUGAAAUUAUAACUAUGUUUAAGGACUAUGGACUUCAUUAUAAGUGAAGUGUUUCGUAAAAUUGGGCAAACUAUAGGAAAAGCUAUUGCAGGAGUAACUCCAACAUCGUAUUUUUAGUUCAUCCGCCAUAUUGGCAUUAAUAUACCUUCAACCUGGCUCACAACAUAGUUGAUAAGGGACUACCAAUCUAAAUCUGAUCCUUACCUGUCAGGUGAAAGUUCUGUUAAAUGUAUAAAAUAAGAAACAGUUAGGUGCAAAAGCACCACUUAUUAUUAUGAUAGAAAGGUUUAAUGUUAAGAGAGGGUAUAGCUGAUGCCUCUUAGCCAGAAAUUGGAUGAGCCUCUUGUUACAAUUGAGGUAGAUUGCUGACUCCAGCACAAUGCAGCAGGCAGUUGAUCCACUCGCCACGACUAGCACCCCAGCGGCUGAACCCAUUAAUGGGACGCCUUCGGAGGAGCCUCCGCGUCGACAAGGGCGGAUCACCAAUCAGCUACAGUUCCUUCAAAAAAAUGUCAUCAAGGCUGUGUGGAAGCAUAAAUUUGCAUGGCCUUUUCAUCAACCUGUAGAUGCUAAAAAGUUAAAUCUUCCUGAUUACCAUAAAAUAAUAAAAAAGCCUAUGGAUUUAGGAACUAUCAAAAAGAGGUUGGAAUCUAAUUAUUACUACUCUGCUCAGGAAUGUAUUCAAGAUUUUAACACAAUGUUCACAAAUUGCUAUGUUUAUAAUAAGCCUGGUGAAGAUGUAGUUGUAAUGGCGCAAACUUUAGAAAAAUUGUUCCUAAAUCGGAUAGCGCAAAUGGAUAAAGAGGAGAAGGAAAUAGAGGUGCCAUCAAACAGUGGUAAGGGUACUGUAAAGAAGAGGUCUGGUGGUUCUACUGGUGGCGUGACCGCCAGUAGUGUGUCAACACCGACAGUCGGAGCGCGAAGUACGCCGGUUAAGGCGAUCCCCUCAACGCCGCUCCCAGCUUUUGUCGGUUCGACCAACACUACUACGACACCAACGCUUACAGCGCCUGCAACCCCCCCUGCUACACAUGUUGGACUCCCUCAACAGGUGGCCACUCAACCGUCAAACUUCCAUGUGACCCAAGCUGCACCACCUCCGGUGUCAACUAUGCCAGCAGUUGCACUGUCACAAACUCAACCAGCAAAGGUUAAAAAAGGUGUGAAAAGAAAAGCUGACACUACAACACCUAUGGGAAGUUCCUUUGAAGGAGGGUACACAACACCAACAAUUGACCAGCAGGGUGGGCCAAAACCAGCUAAAAUAUCAACAAGACGAGAAAGUGGAAGACAAAAAAAGACGGGUAGAGUUGGUGAAGAUGGAUUUAAAAUGGGAGGUUUAUCACCAGGAGUGGGUGGUGCAAGUGCAUCCCAUCAUACUGGUUUGACUCCUCAGCUGGCAAAGAGCAAAGAAAAAUUAUCAGAUGCCUUAAAGAGUUGUAAUGAAAUUUUAAAAGAACUAUUUUCCAAGAAGCAUUCUGGUUACGCUUGGCCGUUUUAUAAACCUGUAGAUGCAGUGUUACUGGGUCUUCAUGAUUACUUUGACAUUAUUAAAAAGCCUAUGGAUUUGGGCACAGUUAAGAAUAAAAUGGAUAAUAGGGCAUACAAAACAGCAGCAGAAUUUGCAGCAGAUGUUCGUUUAAUAUUUACAAAUUGUUAUAAAUAUAACCCCCCUGAUCAUGAUGUUGUAGCAAUGGCCCGAAAGUUACAAGAUGUAUUUGAAAUGAGGUAUGCAAAGAUCCCUGAUGAACCAAUACAUGCAGGGGUACCUCACUUGGACAAGGGUAGCUCUGCAUCCAGUUCCGAAUCAGGCUCUGAAUCAGAUUCUGAAUCUGACGAUUCGGAAGAAGAAAGAAAUAAUAAAGUGAAAUUACUUGAAAAAGAAUUACUUGCUCUUCAAGAAAAAAUGAGAAAGUUGGUUGAAGAAUCAAAUAAUAAGAAGAAAGCAAAAAAGAAAAUCAAAGAAAAGCAGAAGAAGCAAAUUACUAAUAGUGCUGUGCCUAAGACAAAUGCUGUGCCUGCUUAUGCAAAAGUUAAUAACAUUGGAGAUAAUUUAGGUAAGUUGUCAUAUUCACUUCGUUUAAAAUUUUUGUGCAUAAAAAAUAAUUUUACGUUGAUUAAGAUCUGUAGUAAAAAAAUAAAAACAAUGAAUUUUUUUUGACCAUAUCUUUUAAAU
This is a messenger RNA of Zerene cesonia (dogface butterfly), 2499 nucleotides long. RefSeq names its product homeotic protein female sterile-like. Gene Ontology annotation, biological process: chromatin remodeling; regulation of DNA-templated transcription. Gene Ontology annotation, cellular component: chromatin; nucleus. Lineage: Eukaryota; Metazoa; Arthropoda; Insecta; Lepidoptera; Pieridae. The record is from RefSeq and is a predicted model, not a curated record. The transcript has 12 exons. Bases 703 to 2484 code for a protein of 593 amino acids.